UGAGAGACAAACGCAGUUUAGCUAACAUGACUAACUUUAACAUCUUGUUUUCUCACCUUAGCCUACCCUAACCUUUGUUCAGCGAGGACUGGAGAUGUUAUAACUUAACGUUAAUACUCCUGAAGCAAAUGUCUGGACAUUACUUUGAAGAAAAACCGAACUCUGACGAAGCAGCUGGCUUUGCCGAAGCUAACCGUAGUUUGAAUUUUUGUUAGCUAAGCCGGCUAGCUAGCGAGUACUAACAUAGCAUUUCCCAUUGUUACCGUAAAAUAACGUAAUACUAUUCUUGUAAUUUUGAGUUGGCCAUACUGUCUCUUUGUGGCAUGUAACCACUGUAAAAGGCUUCUAAACUACUGAGUCAUUGCAAAAGUAAAAUGGAUAAGACAGGGGUCUGCAGCAACAGCCGAAAUAAUGUAAGGACAGAUCUCAGUUUGCUGCUUGAGUGUCUGAAGUUUCAGAUGAAAUGUCCUGAUCUACAGAAACAAGCUCUUCUCACCAUUCACUCAAUUUGUGAAAGUAGAGAGGAUAAUGUGGACCUGCUGCGGGAAAUGGGAGGAGUGGCAUUUGUGUACAACCUCUCCAAAUCCAGUAUUGUUCGCUCAGAUGUUAAGGAGACUGCACUCUUUACGCUUGGCACGUUAGCCGAGGCCAAUGUGUAUUGCAAGAAUUCUCUGUGCAGAAAGGAGACAUUUGCAGACCUUGCUGAUAUGAUGAUAAAAGAAGACAUCCCAGUGACACAGAAGAGAGUGUCUGUCUAUUUACUGUCUGUGUUGGUAGCGAACAACAAAUCAGGACAGACUUUAAGCCAAACCACUGGCUGUCUGGAUAUUCUACUGGACCUCUUUAGGACCACUUCCCCUCUCUGCACAGAGGCUUCUUUGAGAGCAGCUAAUGCUACUCAAACCUACCAACUUUGGGCAUCUGUGUCUAGUGCUCUCUGUGGAUGUGUCAACAACCCUCAGAAUGAGGAUGGUCAGCGUAUUUGUGUAUCAGCCUUUCCCAUAAUUAAAGUCUGGCUUCAGCAGAUUGAUAUGCCACGAACUGAGAUUUUUCAGCCCAUAUGUUCCUUCAUAGCAAUGACAGUGGCCAACAACUCCUGUGUUCAGGAGAGUUUUUCCGCCUCAGGGGGUCUGGAUACUCUCACUCUUUCACUGGUUCGUCUGGCUUCUGCAGCAGGCACAAGCUUUUUGUCUUGCCAGCUUUCUGUCACUAUAUCCAAGACCUUGUCCGCUUGCAUCACAGAGAACUCUUCUCUGGCUUCGGGUCUGGCUCAGUAUGGUGUGGUUUCUCACCUCUUCUCCCUGCUGGUGAGCCCACACCUAGACCCAGAGGACAGGCUCUCAGUUUUACUCACCCUGGGCCACUGCACCGAGACCUCUGAGGAGCACCAGUCCCAGUUGGUGCAGUGUGGAGGCCUUUCCCUCAUCAUAACCCUCCUCACAGAGGAUACAAGUGAGGAGGUUCGGAAGGCUGCUACAUUCAUAUUGCAGACCUGCAAAAAGGCCACCAUGUCCCUUGGUGUGCCUGGUCUAAUGGCGAGACAGGGGGAGGCUGACAGUAUGGAGCCCCUUAUAAACAUGGAAGGCUUCAGGAGCUCAGCCAGAGAGUUGCUGCGAAGGAUUGACCUGCUAGAGAGGAAACAGGCAAAGGAGGCUGAGGAUGAGCAGGAAGACACAGAUCUGUUAACUCUGACCGAAGGACUGGGCAUGCCAUCUCUCCCUGCAGCCUCACCUUUGCCUCUGCAGCAGGAGAGCAUGAAAACCAUUCCCACAGAAUACAGACAGAACAACACAGUUAAGCAUGUAGAAACAAGGGAUGGCAACAACAAUAAACUUCAAACAGUCAGAAAUGUGAUCAAGAAGAGGAGUGACAAUAAACUCAAAACCAGUGGUGGGAGUGUGUGUUGUUCAGUGUGCAAAGGUACUGGAUUCCUAAUGCCUCCCAAUCUGCGACCACUAGAGGGAGCCAGAGAGCCUCACACAGAAGACAAUCAGUUGUUUAUGCCUCUAGCACCAGUGAGACACAGUGUACCAACAGAAAUGAAAUGUACUGAUGAAGAAGAUUUGCAGGACAGUGAGAUGAUUAAGGAGGAGCACUCAGUCUGUACUAUCCGGUGCACAGGUUGUGUGUUGCCUUUUGAGGAAGUGACCAGUCGCAAUUUUGAGUCUCUCCAAGGCUCCUGCCAACACAACUGUGACAUGCACAGGGUUCUCCAGGAGGCCACAGAGCGGUUUAGGACUCGUCGCUGCAACCUUCUGUUCGGGAGAGAGUACCAAGACGACGCUGUGGAGCACACAGAUCCAGACUCUGAGGGAGUUUUAGCUGCAGAGCCACAGAGAAGCAGGGAAAACUGGAGAGAGGUCAGCCUAACUCCCAUACGUAAAGGAGCAGGGAGAGGCUGCCUGCCAGAACACCACUGGAAGAAGCACAAUGGCAUCACUUUGACCCCAAUGCGCAGAGGAGCUAAAAAUGAGACACUGACCGGUUCAGGCUUGAUUCCGCUGAAAAGGUCUCGUCUUCCUGAAGAAAGAAGAGGAGGGAAUAAUAGUGGAAAUCGCGUUCUUGACGACGAGCCAAGGGCUGGCGCGGAUCAUUGUUCCACUAAAAGGAAGAGGAAUGACUUCAGCCGUGAGGAGGUAAAUUACCUUCUGAGCGGAGUGAACACUUACGGCCUCUCCUGGAACUCUAUCUUGUGGUCGUACCCCUUCCAGCCUGGACGCACCAAUGUUGACCUAGCAAAGAAAUACAGGAGGCUAAUGAAAGUUAAAGCCCAGGAUUCUGGCUGUGAAUAAUCCUGGUCCUGAGAUCCUGUAAAUAACAGCCUCGACUCUCUUCACACUGUAUUGAUUGAAAAAAAAAAAAAGGAAUAUUUACUUCAUAUACUCAUAUUGUACUCUCAGUAUUUAUAACGAUUGUUAGUUCUUGGU
This is a messenger RNA of Epinephelus lanceolatus (giant grouper), 2927 nucleotides long. It is a transcript of the gene terb1, whose product is annotated as telomere repeat binding bouquet formation protein 1. NCBI's taxonomy places the organism in Eukaryota, Metazoa, Chordata, Actinopteri, Perciformes, Serranidae. Gene Ontology annotation, biological process: meiotic attachment of telomere to nuclear envelope; homologous chromosome pairing at meiosis. The record is from RefSeq and is a predicted model, not a curated record. Gene Ontology annotation, molecular function: protein binding.